Messenger RNA from Lolium rigidum, 1074 nucleotides. RefSeq lists its product as uncharacterized. Lineage: Eukaryota; Viridiplantae; Streptophyta; Magnoliopsida; Poales; Poaceae. The record is from RefSeq and is a predicted model, not a curated record. The transcript has 3 exons. The coding region runs from base 109 to 639 and encodes 176 amino acids.
UCGACAAUUGGAGAUAGAGUCGAGUUCGUUAGCCCUAAUAAAGAGGACCGAACGUCCAGAUCCGCCGCCCGCAACACACCAAAACUCGAUUCCCCGCUCAAGUUCAAGAUGUCCAUGGUCGCGGUUCGAUUAGCGGCGAGGAGGCUCACUGGCCAGCAACCGCGGGCGGUUCUUAGGUCGGCCGUCGCGAAUGAACAAGGGGUGCUCAACGGCGGCGGCUCGCCGGCCGAUCCUCUACGCCGGUUUUCCUCCUCCGAGGCUUCUGCUGCCAACGGGCCAAAAGUCAGCACCGAGCAUCCUUCUGUUUCAGCAUCUCAGCAGACGAAAGAGGAACUCUUCGACCUGCUCGAUGGGGUACAAACGAAUAAAGGUAUUUCCUACACAGGAAGAAAGGAAGACAGGUGGCUGCUCCAGCGUCUUACCUCUCACGUCCGUCACAGACCUAGUAACCCUCAAUGGCACCGGUAUCUUCUAGAACAAAGAGUCGGUCUUUGCGUGAGUGCUGUAUCAACUUUCAUUGCUUUCAUUUUUAUGCUGGAAAAAGGGAGCAUAUAUUUUGCCGGGGAUAAACAAGCUCAGGGAGCAGACAGUAACAGCAAAGCCAGUGUCUCCUGUGCAGAACCAAUCCUGGAAGAAUAGUUUAUAUCAGUAAAAGCAUUUCAAAGUUUCAAAAAGAUCUGAGGAAAAUAUGCAUAUAGUUAAAGAUGUAAUACUACAAAGUGUGUGAAAUCCCAGUAUGAAUGCUUCUUUAUACUCUAGGCUAGACAAAAAUGACAAGUUUGGACCCCCUAUGCAUUUUCAAAUCUCCAUAAUUUGUUAGGAUUUGUCCUACUUUUUUUUGUAGCUCACAGUAUAACGUAUUUGAAUUGAGAUUUUACAUGCCUGUACCAUACAUUCUUAUGUGCAUCUAGAUUUUUUGUUCUUUGAAACUUUGAAGCUGCUUGUAUCUCAAGCUCCAAAGCGGAUUUCUGUUAAAUCGCUUGUCUUUAGUAAGAAUAGUAUGAACACUUGGCCCCAAGUUACUGUUCUAUUUUGUUAUCAUGGACGAAUGUGAAUAUAUAUAUCGUGAUGUCA